Messenger RNA from Didymosphaeria variabile, 867 nucleotides. RefSeq lists its product as uncharacterized. Lineage: Eukaryota; Fungi; Ascomycota; Dothideomycetes; Pleosporales; Didymosphaeriaceae. The record is from RefSeq and is a predicted model, not a curated record. Bases 1 to 867 code for a protein of 288 amino acids. The transcript has a single exon.
AUGUUUGUUCAAGCCAUCACCCUGGCCAUCGGUCUACUUCCUUUUACUCUCGCAGCCCGAGAGUUCACUAAUCACGGCACAAAAAGCGGCUGGACCACCACCUACAUCGACAAGAAUACCAAUGGCUACGUCGAGGACUCUACCAGCGUCUCCUACGGCGGGUCGCAAUCCCUCAAAUUCGGACAAGAAUACCUCGGUAGCAGCUACACUGGCCGCUAUCACGCCGAAGCAAUCUACUCCAACGGCUACAAGCGCGACGAGGAGAAGUACUACGGCUUUGCAUUCCGGCUGCACUCGACCUGGGAGUUCGACCCCCAGAGCUACAACAUCGCCCAGUUCGGCGCUGAUUUCAGCGACAUCAAAUGGAACGGCCAGUCUUGCGAUGACUUCAGUCCCACCACGAUGGUCUGGCUCAACGGAACAAAGCUCUUCACGCGCACAAAACAUGGCCAAAUGAUCCAGGGCCAGAAGUGUCCUCCCCUAGACAACAAGGGGGACUGUAGCCAGGGCCCCAACUGCCAGGUCAUCGAGCCCUUCCAACUCCAGUCUGCAACAAGCAACAUCGGAGAGAUCAAAGCUGGCGUAUGGUACCGACUGGUGUUCCACGUGAAGUGGAAGAGCGACAACACGGGCAUCUUUCAGGCGUGGUUGAACGGGACACAAGUUGCUGAUAGAUCAGGCCUGCAGACUACGCUGUUGGAUGACCAUAGGGAGUAUGAGUUUCGCGUGGGGCUGUAUGCAAAUAGUUGGUACGAUGAGAAGAAGAUGAUCGGGAAUCAGGCGCAGAGACAGUUAUGGAUCGAUGAGAUUGGGGUGGGAACCACGUUUGCAGAUGCGGAUCCCGAUGAGAUCAAGAAGAGUGCUUAG